Molecule: messenger RNA, 1499 nt
Organism: Bacillus rossius redtenbacheri
Lineage: Eukaryota; Metazoa; Arthropoda; Insecta; Phasmatodea; Bacillidae
Gene: maf-S
Product: transcription factor MafK
Exons: 3
Coding region: 406-825 (139 amino acids)
Biological process (GO): regulation of transcription by RNA polymerase II
Cellular component (GO): nucleus
Molecular function (GO): RNA polymerase II cis-regulatory region sequence-specific DNA binding; DNA-binding transcription factor activity, RNA polymerase II-specific
Source: RefSeq, a predicted model, not a curated record
ACAUUAAGUCGGGUUCCUGAAGAUAUUUAAUUUUUUGUGUAGUUUAAAGUUCAUCCGCUUGUAUACGCUAGUGUACUUGACGUAACUGAAUAAUACCAGAAUUUUGUUCAUUUAUUAUCUUUGGUGUUGUAUGCCGCCAUGUAUAAUAAUAAAUAACUAAAUAAAAACGAAAAUUUUUGUAUUUUAAAGGUUUCUGUUUUUAGUAAUUUGCAAACGUAUUUUUAGUAUUCCAUAAUUAUUUAUCUUAUAAAUGAAUCCCCCAAUUUAGUUGGGAAUCGAAUAAAUUUCAGGCUCUUCAGUUAUUUUUCAUGUUAUCCCAACAAUCCCAACAAUGAUUCAGCAGAAUUUGUCUAGAAAUUGCUCCGUACAUAUUGCAAGAUUUACAUUACAUUAGUAUUAUCCAUUAUGCCUCCAGAAACAAAACGUGGAGAGAGAAAAAAUUCGCUUUCAAGCCAGGCCCCACUCUCUCCGGGUCCAGUUCUCGACAUCAGCGAUGACGAACUAGUUUCAAUCUCUGUUCGUGAUUUGAACAGACAACUCAAGCUGAGAGGUUUGACCAGAGAAGAAAUAGUUCGCAUGAAACAGCGCAGACGUACUCUCAAGAAUCGUGGUUAUGCUGCAAGUUGCCGCAUUAAGCGUAUCGAGCAGAAGGACGAGUUGGAGACGGAAAAAUCCCAAGAGUACAGAGACAUGGAAGCAAUGCACGACAACAACAAUAGAAUGAGAGAAGAGGUGGAGACACUCAGAAUGAAGUACGAAGCACUAAAGAAAUUUGCCGCUCUCAAGAAAGUGCCUAUUCCUCCCGAACUGCAAUCUAUCGACUGAUUAUACACAAGGUCAACAGACACUGUGUUAAUUUACAGUGCUCUAAUGGAGGCUUGCAUCAAAGUUUGUACAUAUAAAGUAUAUUUUCAUUAUUUUUAUAUAAUUUUGAGUUGUGAAAAGUAUGUGACAAUUUUGAGCUUUAUUCAGGUGUGCACCCUUCAUUAAUAAUUCAAAACAUUGCACAUUUUGAGUAGUUCUUUAUUGCAAGGUUAUCUUUAAAUGUAUGAAAAAUUUUUUUUUGGAAGUAACUAUCACAAUUAUUUAAUUUUUCGAAAUAAAUUAUAGAUAUCACAAACCAGCUAAUGAUUUUCAUUAUUUUCACCCAUAUAGUAGUUUUACUAUCAGCUGAAAUUCCAUUCAAACAUUUUGUGCACUUUUGAAAGCAACUGUAAAAAAAAAAAGUCUGCCUUUAUCUGGGAAUAAACAUGUUAAAUGUCUGGUACACUCCCAGUUUCACACUAUAAAGUUCUAUAAAAAGUGACACGUUUAAAAUUUAUUAUCAUUAACAUUGGUUUUUAACAAGGUUAUUUACAGUCAGUGUUGGGGAGUAAUUAAUGUAAUUACAAGUUCUUAAAUUACUUUUCUUGUAACGAAACAAAUAAUUGUUUAAAUUGUAAAUAAUAUUGUAAUUUUUACUUAAAUUUACUCAUAAAGGUGAAAAGAGCAGUUGUUAC